Colletotrichum karsti is the source of this 1683-nucleotide messenger RNA. RefSeq names its product serine threonine-protein phosphatase 2b catalytic subunit. The transcript is spliced from 3 exons. Gene Ontology annotation, biological process: calcineurin-mediated signaling; fungal-type cell wall organization. The record is from RefSeq and is a predicted model, not a curated record. The coding region runs from base 1 to 1683 and encodes 560 amino acids. Lineage: Eukaryota; Fungi; Ascomycota; Sordariomycetes; Glomerellales; Glomerellaceae. Gene Ontology annotation, cellular component: calcineurin complex; cytoplasm. Gene Ontology annotation, molecular function: calmodulin-dependent protein phosphatase activity; calmodulin binding.
AUGGACCCCGAAGGAGCCAGCGCGGCUGCUCCUGAAGACCGCCGCAAUCAGCAGGUCGACAAUGCCAUUCGCGCUAUUCGCGAGAAGAAGCCUCUGCCCGAGAUUGACUUCACCAUCCAUACUAUGGAAGAUGGCACCCAAGUCAACACUCUCGAGCGAGUUUGCAAAGACGUCCAAGCUCCCGCCAUGUUCACUCCCUCUGAUGAGCAGUUCUUCGAGGACGAAACUCACACGAAGCCCAACAUCAACUUUCUCAAGCAGCAUUUCUACCGCGAAGGUCGCUUGACCGAAGAGCAGGCCCUAUGGAUUCUCAGAACCGCCACCGAGCUGCUCCGUGCCGAGCCCAACCUCCUCGAGAUGGAUGCGCCCAUCACCGUAUGCGGUGAUGUUCACGGCCAAUACUACGACCUCAUGAAGCUGUUCGAAGUUGGUGGCGACCCUUCUGAGACAAGAUAUCUUUUCCUCGGUGACUACGUCGAUAGAGGUUACUUCAGUAUCGAGUGUGUCCUCUACCUCUGGUGCUUGAAGAUCCACUACCCCAAGACCCUGUGGCUGCUUCGCGGCAACCACGAGUGUCGCCACUUGACCGACUACUUCACCUUCAAGCUCGAGUGCAAGCACAAGUACUCUGAGUCCAUCUACGAAGCCUGCAUGGAGUCUUUCUGCAGUCUUCCUCUGGCUGCCGUUAUGAACAAGCAGUUCUUGUGCAUCCACGGUGGCCUGAGUCCCGAGCUCCACACUCUGGACGACUUGCGAAACAUCGACCGAUUCCGCGAGCCGCCGACCCAGGGACUCAUGUGCGACAUUCUUUGGGCUGAUCCUCUCGAGGACUUUGGACAAGAAAAGACCAGCGAUUACUUCCUGCACAACCACGUCCGUGGUUGCUCGUACUUCUUUUCCUACCCGGCCGCUUGCAACUUCCUGGAGAAGAACAACCUGCUCUCCGUCAUUCGAGCCCACGAGGCGCAGGAUGCAGGCUACCGAAUGUAUCGGAAGACGCGCACCACUGGAUUCCCUAGUGUCAUGACCAUCUUCUCCGCACCCAACUACUUGGACGUCUAUAACAACAAGGCUGCCGUUUUGAAGUACGAGAACAAUGUCAUGAACAUUCGUCAGUUCAACUGCACGCCUCACCCGUACUGGCUGCCAAACUUCAUGGACGUCUUCACCUGGUCGCUGCCGUUCGUCGGAGAGAAGAUCACGGACAUGCUCAUCGCCAUUCUCAGCACAUGCUCCGAAGAGGAACUCAAGGAGGAUGCUACUCCCUCCUCCACAUCACCUGGGCCUCUGUCGCCUCCCCUGUCCGGAGCCUUGCCCCAGGACCCCGAAUCGAUCGAGUACAAGCGACGAGCCAUCAAGAACAAGAUCUUGGCUAUCGGGCGUCUUUCGCGUGUCUUCCAGGUGCUGCGUGAGGAGUCUGAGCGGGUCACAGAGCUCAAGACUGUUUCUGGUGGCAGAUUGCCCGCUGGAACGCUCAUGCUCGGUGCCGAGGGUAUCAAGAACGCCAUCAAUACCUUUGAGGAUGCUCGCAAGGUCGACUUGCAGAACGAAAGGCUGCCCCCUAGCCACGAGGAGGUUGUGAAGCACCAAGAGGAGGAGAGAAAGCAGGCUUUGGAAAAGGCGGCCGAGGAUGCUGCCAACGAUAAGAAGUUGCAGCAGCUGUCGAGGAGACUGAGCACGUGA